AAGGAUAGAAAUAAUGGUAGAAGAAAGAUAGAAGAGCAUAACAGAAGAGAAUGGAUAAUAUAACAGCAAGUGAAAUAGCUGGUUUAGCAGUUGGUGUUCUUCUUCUUUCUGCUACCAUUGCUGCUCCCAAAAUUGAUACCUUCUUCUCUUCUUCUCAACGCAGCUCAUUGGGGUUGUGCAAGCGAUGUGGCAAUGUAAGAAGAACGGCUUGCGCGAAAUGCAAAGGAACUGGAACGAUCAAAGAAGGAGGAUUACUUAGUUUUAACCUUGUAGAUGAUUUGUAUGAAACAAUCGGUAAUCGCGAAUCACAGGUGAAGAAGAUAGCUUGUGAUAAAUGUCAAGCCAAAGGUUAUUUUCCAUGUCCUGAAUGUUCUAAACUAUAAUCAGUGUGGUUUUAUCUUCUUUGCUUAUAAGUAUUUUCUUUCUUACAUUAUUGAAUCUCAACAUGUAACAUUUUGAUUAUUAUGAUCCCCUCAGACAUGGUGGUAUACGUAACAAAAGUUUAUCUUCUGCUACUCAUGUCCGAAUCCUGCUUUUUUAUCGAGAUUCUUCGUAUGUUUUUGGUUUUCA
Medicago truncatula (barrel medic) is the source of this 570-nucleotide messenger RNA. RefSeq lists its product as uncharacterized. The record is from RefSeq and is a predicted model, not a curated record. Lineage: Eukaryota; Viridiplantae; Streptophyta; Magnoliopsida; Fabales; Fabaceae. The transcript is spliced from 2 exons. Bases 51 to 383 code for a protein of 110 amino acids.